UCUUUCUCCGAGUGCAUGUAGAGAGAGAGUGUGAGAGUGUGUGUGGUGAUUUGCGGUGUGUGAUGUGAGGUGAUAGAUGAUUAAAUCAGGUUAAAUGAACCACUGUAUGGAGCGACAGAGGCGCGAGGAGGAGAUCCUGAAAAUCUUCCUCACACACACACACACACUCACACACUCACACUCAUUCUGUGAUUGGGAAGCGGAGAGGACAUGAAGACAGUGUUCAGGACAUGAAGACAGGGGUGCAGUGUGUCGGUGUUGAGUGAAGUGUUGAGAGUGAGAGUGGGAGGAAGUGUUACACUGUAGCGAGAGAGGAAAUGCGUGAUGGAUAAGGGCCAUACGGUGAAGCUGUUUGUAGGGAACCUGGCCCUGGACACCACGCAAGAGGAACUGUCCGCCAUUUUCGAGGCCUAUGGCCAAGUGGUGAGCUGCAGCGUUCUUCGGCAGUUCGCCUUCGUCCACUUGCAGGGAGAGGGCGCUGCCGAGCGCGCCAUACGGGAGCUCAAUGGCCGAGAGUUCAAAGGACGUAACCUGGUGGUGGAAGAGUCCCGUGGACGGCCGCUCCACUCCACCAAAGUGUUUGUGGGUAAUCUGAGCGGCAUGUGUACCACAGAAGACCUGAAGGAGCUUUUUCAGACUUUUGGGAAGGUCCUGGAGUGUGACAAGGUUAAAGGCUAUGCCUUCGUGCACAUGGAGAACAAAGAGGACGCGCUACAAGCCAUUGAAGCCUUGCACGGCACCUCAUUCAAGGGACGUCCACUCUCUGUGGAGUUGUCCAAAGUCCAGCCCAGUAAGCAGACCCCGACUGGAAAGAUCCCUUGCGUUAGUUGUGGUAAACAGGGUCACUAUGCUGGUGAGUGUCCCUCUGGGAAACCCGCUCUGGAGCAGUACCAGAGUCAAGCGGCAGUGCUGGCAGCUGCUGCCGCUGCCGCUGCAGGACUGCCACUUCAGGUACAGCAGAGCGUCCACAACUCGGUCUACAAUACCACGACCUUCGACCCCACCUAUGCUGCUUUGACUGGCCUGACUGCUGCAGGAGCGCGAGCGGAAGGAGCAGCCGCCGUUGCACCUGCUGUAUACGGCGCGCUAGCUAACCAAGUUUACGGAACAGUCGCUAACCAGCUCUAUGGAGGCACGAUGGCUAAUCAAGCUCUUAACUCUGGGGCCAGCGCAGCUGCUGCACAGGUGUAUGGAUCUCUUAACCCUGCCCUCUAUGGCCAGGUGACAAGCGGAAGUGUUGCAGCUGCUGCAGCCGCCGCCGCUGCCUACGGGCCACAGGUUUACACGCCUGCAAUGGCCAACCCUGUGUUUUUAGCUGCAGCACCUAGCAUGGAAGUACCUGCAGCCGCUGCUGUAAACCCAGCCUACACGGUAGCUUCAGCCAUCUACACAGCCAGCCCGGCUUACAGCGCACUGGGAGCGGCUGACCCGACGGCCAUCUUUGAAGCAGCAAGGGCUCAGUACUUUGCACAGGGACAGCAGGUGCUAGCAGAGCAGCAGCAAGCUAGUACGAAAUCUGGGGAAAGGGACAGGAGCCCGCUCAGAAGAUCAGCACCUCUGCUGCCUGACCCAGUUAUGAAGCCUUUCAUGUACCAGAGGGCAAAGCGCCGAGCACUACUGCCUACUCCUGCAGGCCGGGAAGAGGCCGCCGCCCAGGAAGAGGAUCUUCUUGCCAGGUACUACGCGGAGUACUAUCAGCAGUACCAGCAGCUCGCCCAGUACCCACAGUACCCCACGGUUCAUUAUCAAGCCCCAAGCCCACUGGCGGCGAUGUCCGCCAUCCCCACGCUGUCUGCCGUUCCUACCGCCCUCGACUCGCUCAGGCCAGUGCUGCCCGCCGCCCCCGUGCCUGCCACUGCCGCCAUCGCCGUGGCAACAUCCCGCGUGUAUGAGCCGCCGCCGAUUCCGCCGUCGCGCAAGGAGCCCCUCCUGCGCCGCUCCGAACUCGCCCUGCACCCUCCCGAAACGCCCUUUCGAUAGUGUGCACUUCCUCCCACUGCCCCCCCCCCUUCUCUCCUCGCGCCAUGUCUCUGACUGUGUGUGUGUAUGUUUUGUGUGUGGACAGAGUGUGUCUGUGGUUUCUGUAAGUGUGGGAGAAGUGUGUGUGUGUGUGUGUGUGUGUGUGUGUGUGUUUGUCUGGGUGCCUUGGCUUUUAAGGACUGGAACAUCUGACUUUGGUCCUGAUCACACACCCGGUGUAGCGAGUCAGGGUUCGAGAAAGGGAACGUGCACACUUUUAAUCAUACACGACUUACAAUGUAACGUUUCAAAUCUCAAACCUUAAUGCUGUAGACAGCUUUAAGGUGUAGGCUAAACUAUUAGCCAUGUGAUGCUUUAUGUGUGUGUUUUUUUUAAAAAUAUAUUAGGGUAUGAAUGAUCCUGUACUUGAGAAUUUUUUUUUUUUUUUUUUUUUUUUUUUAAAGAUUUGCUUGAAAUAAUUAGUGGAAAUAUAAACCAUUUGAUGUUUGUCUGUACAUAAAUAUAUAAACACACCAUAUGAAUUAGCUGUCGAUACAUCACGUUUUUUUUUUUUAAAUGAAUGUUUAUUCCCCGAGGUGUGUGAAGUGCCAGGACCAGGGUUUGACACUGUUUUUAUGUGUGUGUGUGUUUGUCCUUUGCGUCUUCGAGACAGUGUAUGUGUGUUGACGUCAGUUGCAUUGGAUGCAAUGACCGAACGACAGGCACACACGUGGAUCAACACACACACAUGCAUUUAGGGAAAACUGCCUUGAUUUUUCUACCACAAUACAUACACGCACCCUUCACAUCCUGAGAGAAAGAGAAAAAAAAAAAGAUCUUAAACGAUCAGUUAUGAUGUGUAUCACUCCUCCCCAUCCCACGGCACCCCUCCUGAAAGCUGAAAGACACUGUGAAUCCUCUCUGCUUUUAUUUGUUUUAAUGUAGCUACGCCAAUCAGCAUGGUGAGAAACAGGGAUUAGAAUCAUUUGGGAAAGAUAAGAUGGCUAGAUGUGCCACGUUAGCUGGGAUCGGUCCUUUUUAGCAUGUUGUUUAGGCAAAUCGGACCUUCCGUUCAUCGACUUAACUGCCAUUUUGCAUAGAAGAGGCAUUUUGGAAAUAUCUUAUUGAUGAUUAUCAUGUUUUUUUAAUGAAAUGUACAAAAUGGGACUCAAGCAUCUUAAAAAAAAAAAAAAAAAAAAAUCUCCGUAAUCUUUGUUUACAGCCAUGAAUGAGAAGUAGCUUUUUAUAGAAUGAACGUUUAUAGCCAAAAUCCCUUCUUCUUCUUUUUUUUUUUUUUUCUUCUUUUUUUUUUACUUUUAAACUCAGUGGCUUAUUAUUCUUAUGCCUUAUUAGAGAAAUGUAUAAAAGUGUGCUAUUGUUUGAUUUGUAGUCUUAAAAAUGUGAAACUAGAUAGAAGUUAGCACAACGACAGUGCUGUUUGUGGUGGGGGGGGGGGGAUUAAAGGAAAUGGGAGAUCAGUUUCUUUCAGUCUUCUUUCCCAUUCGCUGUACAAUAUCACUAGACUGCCCCUCAUCCAUCCUCCAUCUCUCUCUCUCUCUCUCCCUCUCUCUCUCUCUCUCUCUCUCUCCAACUUUCUUUGCAUCUGUCUUUAACUGUGCCAUCGAUAUCAUCAUGAUCUACCUUACACUUACCUACAGUACACGAUGAAUGAGCAGUGUUAAUGGGAAAAUGUCUUCAUUUGUGUAGUUUGUAUGUACAAAUACUAUGGAAUACUAAGGGUUUAUGCAUGGGCUUUAGAAAAAAAAUAUAGUGUAACCAAGUAUAUAAUUAUAAUAAUAAUAAUAAUAAUGAUAAUAAAAAAGUUUGAUCCUUAUGAAAGUAAAGGGAGAAAAGUUUUUUUUGUUGGAUUUUGUUUUUUACCGUUUUUCUUUUUGCUGAUGUUUCAUAAUUGUUUUUCUUCUGUGAAACGACCAGACUCAAAUGAAUGGGAGCCUUGAGAGGAAGUGAAAGGACUAGAGACUGCCCCCUGUCCCUCUUGGUUUCUGUGGAUGGGGUAAGUUGGGGGUGACCCUCGCUCUGUCCCCUUAGCUUUACCAGCCCUGAAGGAGAGCUGCACUACACAACGCUGCACCCUUUGAGUAAAUAACUACCCAGCGUCACGCUCCUAAAACCUCCACAAUGCGAGUUUGCUACACUGGCCGAUGUUUAGUUGCUUUUUUUGGGAGAUCAGCACUGGUUUGGAGAUGUGGUGAAGCUUUGUGUGUACCACUUAAGUGUUGUGCAGUGGCUCUCGGAGACCUCGUACCUGACCAGGUCUUGAGAGUUGUUCAGCUGACGCUUUGGUUUCUGUGAUUAUGUUGGAUGUUGUGCAUGUUAUAUUUUGCCUUUUUUUCAAAAACAAACAAAAAAAUUUUUUUUUUUUUAUUCCAAAUCCCAAGAGCGAAACUUUCUGACUCCACUGUCCCGACUGAACUAGGUCUCCAAAAGGAACUGUGGACGCCGUUGGUGGGGUGAGGACAGUUAGCGUCGCGCAAUGCACAGGAAGCGCUCUCUGUCUCCAUGCAGGUAAAAAAAGCACUGUGCUUCGCCCCACCCCCCUUCCUCUCGUCCACCUGAUAGCGCCUGCGCCUGUACCGAACAUCUGCUCUUCUCCCCCACUACCCCACCUCCCCCUCUAGUCUCCACUACUCUGUCAACAUCACCACAGCCAAUGGGGAUCCUCAGUGGGCCCAAGUUACGCCACAGUACUUUGCUGAAAGAAAACACUGACCGGUUUUGCUUCGCAGCUUGAGUGACAGCAGGGGCUAAGAGUUUGCUGCUGCUUCUGUUGGGCUGAUAUUCAUGUUGCUGUGAGUGAAGGGUGAAUGUGGUAGUGCCAUGAAUGAAGACUGGGUGAAUGUUAGCAGAUAUAGCUGAUGAGUAAAUGUGUGUGUGUGUGUAUGAAGUGGUGGAGUGAUUGACUGAAGCUGUUGCUAUAGUGACGAGUGCUUGGGUGUUGGUCUGUUCAGCGUCUCAAGGCUUGGCAGAUGUGGACUUUGCUCAAGAGCCCCACUGAGUACAUCGCCGAUCUCGCUUGUCCCUCCAACUCUUCCUUUACACCCUCCCUUUUUUUUCCUCCCGGCCCCCUUCCUCCCCCCCAGACCUUCCUGGAGUUUGUUCGCCGUACACACACAGCUUGCCGCCGUCCUCGUCGCCUUCCCAAAACCGGCUCUCGAGUUUGUUCAGUGUUAUGCACUUGCUGCCUAACCGCCUGAACGCACCCCUGAAACUCCCCCUUUGCUGGACAUGCUCUGUCAGGCUCUUAAACUGAUAGUUCACCCUAAAGCAGCAUCAGACUCUGUAACUAGAGCUUCAGACAAAAACGAUAUACGGUUUUGCCUUCCCAUCAAGUAACCACAAGUUUGAUCCCCUCAGCCGUCCGUGGCCAAGAGUCAUAACUGGACCAGUGUGGCUGCAGGAUUUCAAUCCAGUCAAGCAGGAGCCACACCUGAUUAGUCGAUUGAAAGCAAGGAUCAGUUGAUUUAAAAAAAGGACGCAACUGUGACGUCUGCUUGUUUGGAAUGAAAAACCUGCAGACACACCAUCCCUUUGCUGAUCAGAUUGGAUACCUCUUACUCUAAGGGGACUAAACAAAGACCCUUCUAGGUGGACCCUUUCCCUACAAGUAUGCCGUGUUAAUCAGACCGACCGUAGCCGCAUAAUGGGUCAAAUGUCUGUUGGAUGACGGAUGCAGAAGAGAGCUCUUCAAUGUGAGUUCUGCCUUCUCAUGCUGCAUGAGCAGGAGUUCAAAAAGAUCUGGUGGCUUCAUGUGUCUCGCAUCACCCAUGUAGUUUUUUCUUCUCCUUUUUCUUUUCUUUUUUUGUCUUUUGUCUAGAGUUCUAGUUACCGAUUCUGAGAUUUUGGGUGGAAAAUCACUUUACCGCCCUCCUGUUGGGUUCUUAGUGUAAAUCACUGUGAUUACACAUUGACCGUUGAAAGCCACCCUUCACCCCUAGAGGGUGUGUUCGUGUCAGGUUUUGUUCCAGAAGACCUAAUCCAAUCCACUAGACAUGAAUUAGGUAAGUCAGGUCUCCCUUUUAUGGGUAAAAACUGGAACAAAAGGCACUUUGUGUAGAUCAGCUCUUUUGCAGGUGUCAUUAACUGUCUUCAAGUACCGUCCACGCAAAGUAUACACCAGAUGUUGAGUUUAUCGAUGAGCACGUAAAAGGGAAGCGAGUGGGACUCCAGGUGUGUACGAGUGCAACGUCUGGUGAAUACUGACUUGAAGAUUAGUGAAUUUGGUUGACACUUGUACCCCGACGUCGUUUGUGUCAGGGUGUGCCUACCUUAAACCCAGUUCCUCUAAACUCCUUCUGAAGUGUUGUAAGUUUUGUGCAACGAGUCUUGUUUGAGUUUUCAGCGGACACUGAGGAGGACAUCUCAAAAUAAGAACACUGAUCUUUUGACCAGCUUCUGAGCCUGUCUAUAAUUUAUGAGUGGUUUUUUUUUGUUUUGUUUUUUAAAAUUGAAUGUUACUAGCCCUACACUUUUUUUUGUAUUUUUAUUUUUCAAAGGGUUUCUCAGGGGUUCUUUGCACAAUUAAGGGUUCUAGCUUCCAAAAAUCUGUACCCAAGUGGCGCUUUUUCUGAAAGGGAGAUCCUCUGUCGUAGGGUUCUACAUAGGCUACGAUCACAGCGCAAGCUUCACCGCACAAUUCCAAUUUUUCUUUUUCUCAGAUUAGAUCUGUCUAUCUUGCUGGUUCAUAUCCGUAACCACAAGUUGUGCAUCUCUCAUCUAGAACACCCUGCGUCAAUUUCUUGGGUCACUACAUUAUCGUGUAGUGGGUUUGGUAAGUUCCAGUUUAGCUCGAAUCAUUUGCCCAAAUAUCAUGGAAAUCACCAAUUUCCCCAUCCUUCCACUCGAUGAUGAUGAUAAUGACAACGGCAUGAAUUCCCAGUUCAGUUAGGCGUCCAAUCUAGGACCACAUAUGAAAGAUUCUCAGGUCAAGAUUGUAUUUUUUAUCUCCAUACAGUUCUG
Messenger RNA from Ictalurus punctatus (channel catfish), 6936 nucleotides. RefSeq names its product RNA binding motif protein 14b (gene rbm14b). The transcript has 4 exons. Gene Ontology annotation, molecular function: zinc ion binding; mRNA binding. The coding region runs from base 325 to 1980 and encodes 551 amino acids. Gene Ontology annotation, cellular component: cytosol. The record is from RefSeq and is a predicted model, not a curated record. Lineage: Eukaryota; Metazoa; Chordata; Actinopteri; Siluriformes; Ictaluridae.